Pochonia chlamydosporia 170 is the source of this 1263-nucleotide messenger RNA. RefSeq names its product serine/threonine protein phosphatase. Gene Ontology annotation, molecular function: protein serine/threonine phosphatase activity. The transcript is spliced from 4 exons. Gene Ontology annotation, cellular component: cytoplasm; nucleus. Gene Ontology annotation, biological process: peptidyl-serine dephosphorylation; double-strand break repair via homologous recombination. Lineage: Eukaryota; Fungi; Ascomycota; Sordariomycetes; Hypocreales; Clavicipitaceae. The coding region runs from base 1 to 1263 and encodes 420 amino acids. The record is from RefSeq and is a predicted model, not a curated record.
AUGAGCGAUCUCGACAAGGCUAUUGCGCAGCUGCGCGCUUGUCGACCUAUUCCAGAACCUCAAGUGCGAGAGCUGUGCCACCGUGCAAGAGAGCUGCUAAUUGAGGAGGGCAAUGUCGUCACGGUGACAGCUCCGGUUACGAUUUGCGGCGAUAUUCAUGGCCAAUUCCACGACUUGAUGGAACUGUUCCGCGUUGGCGGAGAUGUUCCUGAUACCAACUAUCUGUUUAUGGGCGACUUUGUCGACCGAGGUUUUUAUUCUCUCGAAUCAUUUCUUCUUCUGCUAUGCUUAAAAGUACGAUACCCCGACCGCAUGACUCUUAUCCGCGGCAACCACGAGUCCCGCCAAAUCACCACAGUUUACGGCUUCUACGACGAAUGCCUACGGAAGUACGGCAGCGCAAACGUAUGGCGCUACUGCUGCGAUGUAUUCGAUUACCUGGCCCUUGGAGCCAUUGUCCUCGGCGCAUCCAACACUCUGUGUUCUUCUUCAGGCACUGCCGACGAAGAGACCGAGAUUGAGGUCUGCGACCAAAAUGGUGCCAUCAUGAGCCGAUUCCCGCGACAGCAGGCACAGCAACCGUCUUCCCAGCCCAGCAGUUCGCAGGAACAAGGCGCUAAUGGCAGCGGCGCAGGCGGAGGCGAAAGGACCGGACCCCCUGGCUCAGGUGCCUCUGGCUCGAGCAACGGCACCGUGGGCAACCCAGCAGGAGCCGUGCUCUGCGUCCACGGCGGCCUCAGCCCCCUGAUUGACACGGUCGAUAAGAUCCGCCUCAUCGAUCGGAAGCAAGAGGUGCCACACGAAGGUGCCAUGUGCGACCUGCUCUGGUCCGACCCGGACGAUAUCGACGGCUGGGGAUUGUCCCCGCGCGGCGCAGGGUUCCUGUUUGGCGCUGAUAUUGUCAAAGUCUUCAAUCAUCGCAACGACCUGAGCCUCAUUGCCCGCGCUCACCAGCUCGUAAUGGAGGGCUUCAAAGAGAUGUUUGACGCCUCCAUCGUGACGGUCUGGUCCGCACCGAACUACUGCUACCGCUGCGGCAACGUAGCUGCCGUGCUGGAACUCUCCGAAGACGAAUCCGGCACGGGCGUCUUCUCCCGAAGCAACGGCGACGUUAACCGCAGCGACGGCGGACGGGGAGUAAUGAUGGAGUCUAACGCCAUGAUGAAGAGCGGUCCGGCGAGACGAUACCGUGUCUUCCAGGCCGCUCCUCAGGAUUCGAGGGGUAUGCCCGCCAAGAAACCCGUCGCAGAUUACUUUUUGUAA